UCCUGCAAUCCCUGUGAUCGAUUGCAUCAGCUAGCAGGAUUUCUUCAUCAGUGAGGCUGUGAGCUACUGAUUCUGCCUGUUCUGUCCCUUCAACUGGGUAAGUUUUUUUUCUUUUUUGGUGGGAGCUUUAAAAAAAUAUUUAACUGAGGGGUUUUUUUUUAUUUGUAGUUUAGGAAGUUUUAAAUUUAGCUGCUUUUAUCUAAAAAUAAAAUAAAAUAAAUAUUUGUGAGAGCUUUCUGAGAUUUGGUGUGUUUCUGUAGUGUUUCACAAACACACACUAUCUCACAAAGCUGUAUGUGGCAUUUUGUGUGUGUGUGUGUGUGUGUGUGUCAGUGUUGUGUUGUGUGCAAAGUGUAAAAGUGUUUUUUUCUUUUUUUUGGCUUUUUAUGCUGUGAGCUGCUCCUGCUUGCUGCAGGGGCCAGUUUAGGUCAGGCUCAGCUGUUUCCUAGUUGUGGGUGAGUCUGUGGUGUGGUGUGGUGUUGUGUUGUGUGUUAAGUGUGAAAGUGCUUUUUCCCUCUUUUUUUGGCUUUUUGGGGCUGUGAGCUGCUCCUGCUUGCUGCAGGGGCCAUUUUAGGUCAGGCACAGCUGUUUCCUAGUUGUGGGUGAGUCUGUGGUGUGGUGUUGUGUUGUGUUUUUACAUUGUGUGUCAUCAAAUAACAAAGCUCCUUUUUUUCUUUUUUGCAGUAGCUUCUGCCUUUAACAGGAAGGAUGAAAAGGCAACAGACUUUGAUGGGUUUCUUGGCCAAGAAACCAAAACUUGAACAACAACCAGCAGAAGUGGAACAAGAACCAUCCCCAGCGCCACAAGCACCACUACCUGAAACCGGACUAAACAGCAAAGCAAGUAUAGAGUCACCCGCUGCACCUGAAAUCGGAAUCAUUCUUCCUGACUGCUGGACCUUGCAACAGUACAACUACUUCCAAGAGAAAUAUGACGGCUUGGAAGUUUCAGACAAGAAGCUAGGUUGUAAAUAUUGCGCGAAACAUGGCUUCGCAAUGGAGAGCAGUAUUCAUGUAAGCAAAGAGUGGAAGCUUUUCAAGAUAGAGCCAGCUGGGAAAAGUAAGGAAGUGCACCAGGCGUCUCUACGGAAGAAAAUGAGAGAACAUUUUGUAUCGAAAUCACACAUCAUUUGUAGAGACAACGUCAAACAAGCUGAGCAGGAAGCCAUAACAAAAGCAAUGGACAAGAUUUUUGAAACUCAAUUUGCCACCACUUCUAGAAUGUUCAAAACUGUUUACAGCCUGGCAAAAGCAUGCAGACCAAUUUCAAGCAUCGAGGAAUUGAUAGAGCUACAAACAGAAAAUGGAGUAGAUCUGAGAGUAGGUCUGCAUUCAAGACCAACAGUUGUCAAAAUAGUUGAGUGCAUCGCAAAUGAAAUCAAACUCAAAUGUUUUCCAGCAUCAUUGCACAGAAUCUGAAGGUAUGUCUGAUCAUCGAUGAAGCCUCAACAGUAUCUUGCAAGCCAGUUUUGAGCAUUUUCCUGAAAGUUGAGGACUCAGAGGACCCACCAACAAUUUUUGGGGAGCUGGUUGAAUUGAAGAAACAAGAUGCAGAGACAAUAUGUUCUGCAGUUUUUGAAAGUUUACAUAAACUUUACCCGGGAAUACCUACAAAAAAAUCUAAUAGCGUUCUGCUCUGAUGGUGCCAGCGUUAUGCUUGGGAGAAAAUCUGGAGUGAGCACCAGACUAGCCAAAGAGUUUCCAAACAUCAUCAUAUGGCACUGC
This is a messenger RNA of Ahaetulla prasina, 1725 nucleotides long. Its product is annotated as E3 SUMO-protein ligase KIAA1586-like. Bases 709 to 1419 code for a protein of 236 amino acids. The transcript has a single exon. The record is from RefSeq and is a predicted model, not a curated record. Lineage: Eukaryota; Metazoa; Chordata; Lepidosauria; Squamata; Colubridae.